AUGAAGCACAAGACGCAGAGUUCUCUGCUGCAUUUCUUCAGCCCUCCAUCGUCAGAAACUGCAUCGGACACGAAGAAAAAGCACACGUCUACUGGAUCCAGCAAAAACGGCAGCUCCAAGACAAAAAUAGCCGAUACGCAGACAAAGCGCGAAUCGCUAGGCACUACACGCAAGAAGAUCGAGUUUUCACCUAAAGUGAAGCAAAAGACGGUGAACAAGGGCAAAGAAAAUGGCAGUAAUAAUAUGGAGAGGAAGUACAUGGAAGAGGCAUCGGCUGGAGGUGUUAAGCGCAAGGCCUAUGAGGAUUUUCUUGGCACAAGCUCAGAGGAGGAGGAAGAAGAGGAGGAUCUUGUGAAGAGGAGCAACGAGAAGGACAGAGAGCCGAUUAAGAACUACAAUAGGAAAAUUGUGAUUCGAGAUGAUGAUGACUCUGACGAGGAGGAGGCUGUGGUUCCACCUUCACGUCGUCGGAAGGGGAAGAAAACCACGCAUAAUGUUGUGAGCAGUGAUGAGGAGCAGGACAGUCCGGAGGAAGGAGAUGAUGGAGACGAGUCGGAAUUUAGUGGUGCAGAGAAUGAACCUUCCGAUGAUGACGUUAUGGAUGAUUUUGUAGACGAAGAGUCAGAGGAAGACGCCCCACCACUAAAGAAACGACGAAGGAGUGCUCCUGCAUCAAGCAACUUGAAAAAAGUGGCGGUCAAGUCCUUUUUGUCUCCUUCACCUUCUGUUAAGAAAAAAUGGGAUGAGACUGUUGUGUCAAGCAGCAAGAAAGCUGCUGAUGGCCCUGUGUUGCCUAGUGCCGUGGCAGGUACUGGCAAUCAUAUCCAUGAUUCCCUUCCUUGGUUGCACGAGAAACGACGUGACAUUAAUGGCAACACACCCGACUCUCUGGACUAUGAUCCUCGCACUUUAAUGGUGCCACCAGAGUUUUUGAAGAAGGAAACUCCGGCCAUGGUGCAAUGGUGGGAAGUGAAAGCGCACAAUAUGGAUACAGUGCUAUUUUUCAAGGUUGGCAAGUUCUACGAGUUGUUCCACAUGGAUGCAGAUGUUGGCUUUAAGGAGCUGAAUCUUAUCUACAUGAAAGGUGAUAAGGCACACUCUGGUUUCCCAGAGAUCGCCUAUUCGAAAAUGUCGUCCCAAUUGGUUGCAAAGGGCUAUCGCGUUGCUCGAGUUGAACAAACCGAAACCCCUGACAUGAUGAAGGUCCGUAACAGCACUUCCGCGACGAAGGCAAAGGUUGUUCGCCGUGAAGUGUGCUCUCUAUUGUCCAUUGGUACCAAUACUGUCAGCUUCUUGGACGCCCCAAUUUCAUCUCAGGACGAGGUAUCGAAGCACCUUCUUGCGCUCAAAGAAUCUUUCGACCUUGCGCGAAAAACUGUGCGCUUCGGUGUUUGCAUGAUAGAUUGCUCUACCGGCGCCUUUCAGCUAUCCGAGUUUGACGAUACGGAGCAGCGCGACCGUCUCAAGACCCUUUUCGCCCAAUUUCAUAUCGUAGAAAUCGUGACCGAGCGAUUUAACGUCUCGGAAGAUACUAGGAUGGUCCUAAAGCACGCCGCACCUGCUGCAAUUCGGUCAUCAUUGCGAGUGGGAAAGGAGUUCUGGGAUGCAUCGAAAACAAUCGACGAAAUCGAACGCGCAGGGUAUUUUAAGGAACAUGGGUGGCCAGAAGAUGUUCUGUGCUUUCUUGAAAUGGACAAAGUAGUAAAGCCAGACGGUCAACUUGCAAUCAGUGCUCUGGGUGGCUGCAUCUGGCAUCUGCGACGAAGCAUCAUUGACCAAGAGCUACUCUCACUUUGCAAUUUUAAGAGGUACAAGCCGUCAGACGAGGAAGCACGGGAUGCGCGCGCAAACAGCUCAGCUAUAUCCGCUGCUAAGGGUGAGCUGAACCAGCAAUAUGUCGUACUGGAUUCGCAAACUAUUCAUAAUUUGGAGGUGCUGUCCAAUAGCUACAACGGUUCGCGCUCGGGAUCACUUAUCGACAUCAUGGACAAGACCGUGACAAGCUUUGGUCGUCGUAUGUUCCAGGAGUGGGUACUAAAACCAUUGUGCAAGACACGCGAUAUUCAAGAGCGACUUGAUGCUGUUGAAGAACUGGGUAACAAUGGUGACUUGAUGAUGGAGAUCCGCGAAUUUCUUCGUAGACUGCCCGAUCUGGAACGUAUGCUGUCUCGCAUACACGCACUUGGAUCCGCGCAUCGCUCGGAGGAACACCCAGACAGCCGAGCAAUUAUGUACGAGUCGCAACAAUACAACGUUCGCAAAAUUAAGGAUUUCCUGUCCGUGCUAAACGGAUUCGACACGGCAAUGAAUCUUACUCUCGAGUUGGGUCCACGGCUUUCGCAAUCCAUCUCGCCUAUUCUCCAGGUACUAUUGAAGAGGCACUCUAUCGAAGAUGGUGGUCACUCGGGCGCUACACAUGGGCACUUUCCCGACCUCACAAAGAAGCUAGAGUAUCUCAAGCGUAGCUUUGACCAAGCUGCGGCAAGAAAGAGCGGUGUGAUUGUACCUCAAACUGGUGUCGACUUGGAGUUCGAUGCAGCUUGUGUUGAAAUUGCACAGGUUGAAGCUGAGCUGGCAGAGUAUCUAUGCGAGCAGCGCAUCGCGCUGCGGUGUCGAGAGAUUUCUUUCUGGGGCAAGAAAAAAGAGGAUCGCUAUCAGUUGGAGGUUCCUGAAAGUGCACUUUCAAAGCAGCCGAAAGAAUAUGAGCUCAAGUCUCGCAAGAAAGGAUACAAGCGCUUCCACACGCCCACGAUUCGCAAUUUACUCAAACGGCUAUCUACGGCAGAAGGCCAGAAGGAGGAGGCACUGAAGGAUCAGACACGUCGUAUUUUUCACAAGUUUGAUGUGGAUUACAAGUACUGGAUGAAGGCGGUGCAAUGUCUGGCUGUGCUCGACUGCCUAGUAAGUCUCGGAUUACUCAGCAGCCAGAGCGAAGGGUACACGAAGCCCGAAGUAGUUGCGGCUAGCUCUGCAAAUGGAGGAACUCCUUUCAUUGAUAUCAAAGACGGUGUACACCCGUGCGUUGCUGUAACCUAUGAAAAUGGCAAUUUCAUCCCAAACGAUGCACGCCUUGGCAUCGAUGGAAAGGGUCAAAUGGUUCUCCUUAGUGGACCAAACAUGGGCGGCAAGUCGACAUUGCUGCGCCAAACCUGUGUCCUGACCCUCAUGGCUCAAAUCGGUAGCUUCGUUCCCGCUGCAAAAUGUCGUCUUAGUCCUGUGGAUCGUAUUUUCACUCGAAUCGGUGCGUUCGAUCGCAUCCUUGCUGGUCAGAGUACUCUUUACAUGGAGCUAGCUGAGACUGCGACGAUUCUGAACCACGCAACCAGUCACUCGCUUGUUAUUCUGGACGAGUUGGGACGUGGUACGUCUACGUUUGACGGCACUGCUAUCGCAUACGCCGUUGUUGAGCACUUGCUGAGCGACAUUCAGUGUCGGACAAUGUUUGCGACGCACUAUCACACAUUAGUCGAAGAAUACGCGAGCAACGGAAAAGUAUCGCUAGGUCACAUGGGCUGCAUUGUCGACCCCGAGAAUGAUCGCAAGGUUACGUUCUUGUACAAGCUAAAGGAUGGCAUGUGUCCAAAGAGCUACGGCAUCAACGUCGCCAUGCUGGCCAAGCUUCCAGACGAAGUGAUCCAGUGUGCAGCGAAGAAAUCGGAGCAGUUUGAGCAUUCCCUACAGGCAAACUCACACUCGAAGCAAGUGAGUAGCCGAAUCGUGCAACAGGUUCAGGAAGCGCUAGCUCAAGGUGAAGCAGGUAUAGAUAAACUUCGUCAGCUGUGGGAACACGUGCGUAGCACCUGA
This is a messenger RNA of Peronospora farinosa, 3804 nucleotides long. The record is from the annotation of a GenBank genome assembly. Lineage: Eukaryota; Oomycota; Peronosporomycetes; Peronosporales; Peronosporaceae.